Molecule: messenger RNA, 1176 nt
Organism: Exophiala aquamarina CBS 119918
Lineage: Eukaryota; Fungi; Ascomycota; Eurotiomycetes; Chaetothyriales; Herpotrichiellaceae
Exons: 4
Coding region: 1-1176 (391 amino acids)
Biological process (GO): transmembrane transport
Molecular function (GO): transmembrane transporter activity
Source: RefSeq, a predicted model, not a curated record
AUGGCGAAACCGGUCGAUGAGAAGAACGUCUCUGAUAUGGAGAGCAAGCAUGUUGAAGAGUCUGGAAGUCAGGUAACGGGCGAGACGCCAGAGUUGAUUGCUGAGACAGACGAGGACGACUUCCACUUUGGCUUCACCCAAUUUUUUGCUAUUUUCAAUACUUUGCCAAUCACAUCCACCUCGGCCAUCCUUUUGCCCAUCAAGGCCGACAUUGGUCCCUCUUCGCAGUAUACGUGGGUGGCAAACGCGCAAAAGGUCGGGUCAGCUGCUCUGGCACCCUUCACUGGGAGACUUAGCGACAUUUUCGGCCGCAGAUACGUCUUUAUGCUCGGGAGUCUCUUUUCCCUUCUCGGCAAUGUGCUUUGUGCAACGGCCAAAAAGGUCAAUAUUGCCAUUUGUGGCGGUGUCUUCAUCGGGUGUGCGAUUGCAUGUCAUCAACUUGGAUGGACAGCAAUUUCCGAAGUCGGACGGUGUGGCAACAACGUUCGUUCUCUUCUAGUCGAUUUUAUUCCGCAAAUUCAAACAGAGUCGUAUUAUACUGCCGGGUUGGUGGCAGCUCUAAUCAUUGCUUCAGGCGCGCAAGCUAUCGUCAGUCCUGGCUCUAACGUAGUCUCGACAAUUCUUGUCGUCAUUGUCAACACCAUGGUCGGCGCCUGCGUUUUAGGCACUCCUCUAAUGCUGUACCUCAGGGUCAGGCACGAAUAUCUCAGGGUUGUGACUUCCAUCUUAACCUCGAGCCGCUCAGUUGGUGAAUCGAUCGCGACCGCAAUCUAUGCAACCAUGCUCACGAAUGAGAUCACAAAGAAUCUGGCCAAUAUUGUCGCACAUGAGUUCGUCAUGGCAGGUCUGCCUUUGGCCAAUAUCACCGGGGUCAUCACAACACUCGUUGCAGGUGACCCUACUGCACCCGCCCUUCAAGCCAUGCCACCAUCUCUCCUGAAAGACGCCGAGCAUACGACAAAGAAAGCCUGGGCGAAAUCGUUCCGGGUAGUGUACCUGAUCAGUAUUGCCUUCGGUAUCCUUGGGACAUCCUGUGCGGCUUUCUCUCGCGACGUGUACUCACUUUACACGAUCAAGGUGGACGUUCAGCUGGAUACAGCACGCCUGCAUGCACAAGGCCACCACGAGCAACAUCCAGCAACUUGCGAUGAACUGCCUAUAGUUACUGUUACAUAG